AUGCUCUUCUCUUUGGCCGCAAAGAACAGGAUUGAAUUGCCAUCAGAUGACCCAGCCUUUGCUUCACUUGACUCUCUCUGUCUUCAAUAUCAGAACUUUACGUCACUCGACGAUUUUUUACGCUACUAUCUCAUCGGGUUUGAGGUUCUACUUACCGCGUCUGAUUUUGAGUUCUUGACUUACGAGCAUGUUAAGAAUGCCUACGCCCAGACCGUCCGCCACACCGAGGUCUUCUUUGAUCCGCAGGCUCAUAUUGCUCUAGGGGUAUCAUAUCAAACAUUGCUUAGCGUCUCCGAGAUGCUCAGCCACGGCCACUUUGAGGAUGGCAUAUUGAUCGGAUUCGGCAUGUCGAGCACGGAAGUUGGGAGAUACCCCUCGUUGUACUCAUCAGUGUACGCAACUCUGCGUGAAGCUGAUGUCGAGAAUCUCACAGCCCAUUAUGGUGAAGAGGGUCCUCCAGAAUAUGUCGCGGCGGCGAUGUCGGACCUCGGCGUGAAGCGGAUAGACCACGGGCGUCGAGCCAUCGAGGAUCAAUCGCUAUUCCGACGGCUUGUUGAUGCCAAGAUCAUGCUAACAGUCUGUCCGAUAUCAAAUGUCAUGCUUAAAGGGGUUCAGGAUAUCAUGAAUCUCCCCAUUCGGCAUUUUCUGGAUUUAGGCGUUAGAUUCAGCAUUAACAGUGAUGAUCCCGCCUAUUUUGGCGGCAGUCUUCUCGACAACUACUGUGCAAUUCAGGAGGCAUUUGACCUUUCAAUGGCAGACUGGAAAGACAUUGCAAGGAAUUCCGUCGAGGGUAGUUGGUGUUCAGAAGGCCGGAAGAUGGAUCUUAAGAAUAUGAUUGACAGGGCAUUUGCUGACGUUAUAAUACCUAAUAAUUGA
Messenger RNA from Clonostachys byssicola, 876 nucleotides. The record is from the annotation of a GenBank genome assembly. Lineage: Eukaryota; Fungi; Ascomycota; Sordariomycetes; Hypocreales; Bionectriaceae.